Scleropages formosus (Asian bonytongue) is the source of this 1897-nucleotide messenger RNA. RefSeq names its product myogenin (gene myog). Gene Ontology annotation, biological process: positive regulation of myoblast differentiation; positive regulation of skeletal muscle fiber development; muscle organ development. Lineage: Eukaryota; Metazoa; Chordata; Actinopteri; Osteoglossiformes; Osteoglossidae. The record is from RefSeq and is a predicted model, not a curated record. Gene Ontology annotation, molecular function: protein dimerization activity; DNA-binding transcription factor activity, RNA polymerase II-specific; RNA polymerase II cis-regulatory region sequence-specific DNA binding. Bases 91 to 819 code for a protein of 242 amino acids. The transcript has 3 exons.
UGGUGUGAGCAGUUAUUGUCCAAAGACCCUCCUCAGCACGAGAUCGGGGAGCAAGCCCAGAACACAGGGACCCAAGGCCACCAACAAGGCAUGGAGCUGUUUGAGACCAACCCGUACUUCUUCCCUGACCAGCGCUUCUAUGAGGGGGGCGAGGUCUUCUUCCCAUCUCGGCUGCCCGGGGGUUUCGAGCAGGGAGCCUACCCUGAGCGGCCAGCGGGGGGGGUCAUGUCAGCUGGCAUGGGCCCGGAGGAUGAGAAGGACUCGCCCCCGCCACCUGGCCUGUCCCCGCAUUCCGAGCAGUGUCCGGGCCAGUGUUUGCCGUGGGCCUGCAAGACCUGCAAGCGGCGAUCGGUGACAGUAGACCGGCGCAAGGCAGCCACGUUGCGUGAGAAGCGACGGCUGAAGAAGGUGAAUGAGGCAUUCGAAGCACUCAAGCGCAGCACGCUGAUGAACCCCAACCAGCGGCUGCCCAAGGUGGAGAUCCUGCGCAGCGCCAUCCAGUACAUUGAGCGGCUACAGGCCCUUGUAAGCUCCCUCAACCAGCAGGAGCGUGAGCAGGCUGGCCUGCACUACCGGACUUCUGUGGCCCAUCGGGUGUCCUCCUCCGGUGACCAGGGGCCUGGCAGCACCUGCGACAGCAGCCCGGAGUGGAGCAGCACCUCAGAGCCAUGCGCCACCCCCUACACCACCAAUCCAGAGGAUCUCCUCAGCGUGGACUCGGCAGAACAGCCCAACCUGCGGACCCUAACUUCCAUCGUGGACAGCAUGGCGGUGGAAGACAGCAGCCCAGUCGUGUACUCCAAAGACAUCUCUAAGUGAGCUGAAGCGAAGGUGGACUGGGGAGGAGGAGCGUCAGUGUUUGAUGGGCUGAUCCAAGCCCACCUCCAGGGGCCAAAAGCAGCACUUUCCAGUGAUCCGGCCUAAAGCUUCCUCUCUCGCGCAGAAACGUGAGAGCAUUUAUCAGACGGCCAGUCCGUCUUUACUUAACAGAUGUGAAUCCACGGGUUUAUACAUUUCCAGCAAAUGCCUUCUCGUUUUUGCAUUAAUUGUGUGUGUUAUGCCUAAAAUGAGGGUUAAUUUGUGGGGCCAAUAUUCUACUCUGCAGUUUGACCAAGUCCAGUUUAAUUUAAUCUAGAUUUGAAUGCUAGUGAUGUAAAUAUAUUCCUUUUUCUACAGAGUGGUUUUGCUAUUUUAUUUUUUAUUUUGUUUUUGCUAACUUAUUUUGAUUUUUAUAAUAAAGAUUGUUGUGCAUUUGUAGAUAUUCUUUCCAAAGAAGUUCUUUUAAUAUGAGUAACAUCAGUGAAUUAAACAAUUUCCAUUGAUGCUUGUCAACUACUUGUACUUCUCAAGAGCUGCUUUCCAGACUGACAAAUAACCUCGUGAUAGCUGAGAAAACCAUGAAAACAUGACCAUAAAUUAUGUGUUUUACGUAUCGACGCCCUUAAUUAAAUGUAUUUUGUCAUGCGGUCAUAUAUUUUAACGUCACUCUUAAAAAUGCACAAAACAGGAAAUGAAGCCAGCAAUGAGCCCCGCAGUAUAGCAAAGACCACUGGUUAAAAAUUAAAAGUCACUUGAGACACAGUGUGUGAAAACAAGCCAAUGAAUGACUGCGGGAAUGAGAACGAUGAAAACCAAUCUGCCUCUAUUUAUAAAGGCAUAGACCAGUGCACACACACACACACACACACACACACUAACAUGUGAGUGGAUACCAAGAAACACCUGUUCAACACGUCGCACCCCUGACAAGUGCUGCAUCUCCGAAUGUUUCCAGCUCACAGGAGGGCCCAGGUUUUACAUCCAGCAGUUUGGCAGCUGGAAUGAUUCAGAGCGCCCCCUACAUACUGAUCUGGGCAGAGAGGAAUAGACAGUAUGUCUGAAAUGCCAUUUCCUCACA